UCGUUAGUAAUCAAGCGAAUUUUUCAUAACACUUUCAGGAGCUCGACAUUUAAUUUUAAGCCUGAUCAAUUGAUCUCGCGUGGAGUCAAUCUCUUAGUGUUUUCUUUUCUCAAGAGAAACCAGUUUAAGUGUUUGCAGAAGAAGUGUUUCACUGAAAGAGAUACUAUCUCGAGAAACUGUUCAAAUCAGUCUCACUAACGAUUUGAAAUCCAAUACUACUUAAUAUAAUGGAAAUUUGUACAGUAUGUGGAGAUCAUUCCACAGGAAGACACUACGGGGCCAACACUUGCGAAGGAUGUAAGCUUUUUUUCAAGAGAAGUAUCAAAAAGCGUUUAUAUUACAGUUGUAGACUGGCCGGCUGUUGCCCUGUUAGCAAACGAUACCGAAAUAGUUGUCAAUAUUGCAGAAUGAGAAAGUGCUUAGCUGUAGGGAUGAAGAGAGAAGCCGUACAACAAACAAGACUGCAAGACUAUGAGAAGCAACGAAAACGUCAAAAGAGACAACAUCAAAAGGGAGAAAUUAGAAAAGAGACGGAUUUCGCUUCACUCUCAGAUUUCGUUUUUCAUCUACAAGCAGUUGAACCGUAUUGUAGCAGCAGGUUAGAGAAGGAGACAUCGUCAACUUCCUCUAAUAUCAAAAUGAACACUUCAUCGAAGGCACACUCCAGUAACGGAAGACCUAGUAGUGAAAAAACCAGAGAGAUGGCAGCAAGAUUGCUKUUUAUGACUGUUCACUGGGCCAAAAAAGUCAAGCAUUUUUCUGAACUAUCUCACUUUGACCAAGUGACUUUGCUGAGGGAAAACUGGUGUAAAGUCUUCAUCAUAAACUUAGCGCAAUGGGCAAUGCCUCAAUUUGAACUAGCGCCCUUGGUGGACGACGCAACGGAGAAAAUACCCAACGGACAUCUGGAUAAAGUAUUGAAAAAUAUGGGCAAGUUGAAUGAGAUCGUAUUUAAACUAGUGCAGCUUCGGAUGGAUAGAGCGGAGUUUUCACUACUGAAAGCCCUUGCUUUGUUCAACCCCGACACUGAACAUUUGGCUGAUACUGUACAGAUACAAGCCAUUCAAAACAAGACACAAAACGCGUUAGAGGAAUACAUACGCAUGUACCAUCACGUUCCCAACAGAUUUGGACAAACUCUGCUUCGACUUGUGGCUCUUGGGUCMGUGGAAAGUAGAAUCAUUGAACAUGUAUUUUUUAACGAGCUCCUUGGAGGAGCGUCGAUUUACACUUUAGUCGAUGGCAUCCUGAGAACAAAAGACAUACAUGGGAACUCGGAAUGACUAAAGAAAGGGGACAGAAAUAGCCAUAGAACUGAACUCUGACAUAAGACGAUCACAUCAAGUUUCGUAGCACAGCCCUUCUAAAGAGAGCAAAAGCAAUAAAAGAGAUUCUCCAUCGAUCUAUGUAAAGUCUUCGCAAUUUUCGAGAACAUUCCCUAUGUUGACUUUCCGGCUAACCUGUGCGGAAAACCAUAAAUCGCAUGCACACUCAAAAGGUUUUUUGUAUUUGAACUAUUUUAUGUCUUUGSAAAGUGUAAACCAAAGAGGCAAGGCCCCCAGAUACACCUACUUUCAAAAAAUUGGCACGGAGAAAUAGAACAUUCGUAUAAUAAAAAGGAAUUUCUUAAAAAAGAAGAUCAGUCACUCUGAACGCUUUCUUUUUCUCUUUUUAAAUGCAUUUCUUUUGACUAGAGCACAAAUGUUGUAUUUCUCUAUGAUUAUAGGUGUACACAAACACUAUUUGUACUAAGUAAGCAAAACCUUAGUUUUCUGAAUAGUUUAACGAUAUCCCAAUGGCAAGCAAAUUAAAUUUUAACUGAUUUUAUCAAAGAAUACAAUGACAAUUAUAAAAAUAUAUAUAGCGAAUGGGCGUCAUUCAGGCAAAACUCUGUACAAUUAAUCUCUAAAAAGCAAAAAAGUUGCGUUUUGUCAGUGUCAUUGUACGGUUUUUGGCAACUCAGGGCUAUACCUCACGACAUAGCUGCUGUUUUCUUUAUUAUUGUUAGCUUCAAGAUGGAUUUACGAAUUGUAAAUGCAAAAAUAUACAAAAACAAUUCCAAUAAAUUUUAAAAUUUCGCAGCGCAAGCAACUUCGUACGUGCGUACUUGUGUAAUAGACACUACGUUCCUACAACGGUGUUGGAGUGGGAAACUGACCAUGCUUACGUAUUGCGACCGUAAUCGUACGUGACUGUACCGUAAACGUAACAAUGUCAAAUUACCACGUAAGCAUAAACAGUAAAURGCAAAGUCAAUUUCUCACUAAAACGGCUGUAUUUCUCAUUKRACCGAUAAAAAAUUUGUUGGUUAUAAAAUAAUCAUAAGGAUGAAUCCACCAGUGUAAAGAAUGUACUCUAUCAUUAAAUACUCUUAGUAUAAAUAAAUAGAAAAUUAAAGAAA
Exaiptasia diaphana is the source of this 2401-nucleotide messenger RNA. RefSeq names its product nuclear receptor subfamily 2 group F member 5. Gene Ontology annotation, biological process: cell differentiation; regulation of transcription by RNA polymerase II; anatomical structure development. The record is from RefSeq and is a predicted model, not a curated record. NCBI's taxonomy places the organism in Eukaryota, Metazoa, Cnidaria, Anthozoa, Actiniaria, Aiptasiidae. Bases 228 to 1283 code for a protein of 351 amino acids. The transcript is spliced from 3 exons. Gene Ontology annotation, molecular function: RNA polymerase II cis-regulatory region sequence-specific DNA binding; nuclear receptor activity; nuclear steroid receptor activity. Gene Ontology annotation, cellular component: nucleus.